GCUUCUUCGCCGCCCUCCUCUCUAGCUUCCCUUUUGAAGUUCCAAGCUUUUUCUGACCGGAGAGACGACUCUCAGCAAUGGCGGAUUCGAUUUUCAGAAAGCUAAGAGACGGUGGAGAAGAAGGCGAGCUUGCGCCAGCUCUGACCAUAGAGGAAACUGUUGCUUCCCCUUUUGCUCUCGAUGUCUCCUGCUAUCUCCUCGCAAAUCUAUCUUCAUCAAUCCUGGCUGGAAAAUCGAAGUCGGAGGGCCUCGUCCUCAUCACAUUCUCUCGGAGCCCUUCCUUCUAUUUGCACUUCUUGAAGCAACAAGGAAUUCUUGUCUCUUCAUCCUCUAAAUGGAUUCGUGUUUUGGAUUGCUACACUGAUCCUCUAGGCUGGAUUGGUCAACCUUCCACUGGUCUUCUAAGUUUAAUUAAGAUGCAAAAGGGUGUUAGUGACUUUAAGAGGCUUUUUUCUUCAGUCAUUGAAGCAGGAAGAGAGAUGGUUGGAGAUGGGAAGACACGUUUCUCUGUUGUCAUAGAUUCGGUGAAUGAACUGCUAAGACAUUCAUCCAUGCCAUUAGUUUCCAGUCUUUUAACAGAUCUUCGAAGCCACGCACAAGUUUCCAGUUUGUUUUGGUCAUUAAACACUGACCUUCACCAAGAGAAGGUCACCAAUGCACUGGAAUAUAUAUCCACCAUGAAAGCCAACUUAGAACCUUUGUGUCCAUCUUCCGAGGGGAAAAUGAAUGCUUUGGAAAACCUCUUCUUGGUUCAUCAGGAUUUUGGUAGAGGAUGGUUCCAUGUCCGGUUUAAGCUUAGAAAGGGACGCGUCAGAGUAAUGUCUGAAGAGUAUCAUGUUGAUCAAAUUGGUAUAAACUUUUCUCCCAUUUCCUCCGCCGAAUCUGUUAUUGCAGCCACCAAAAGCCUUUUGCCUAAAGUUCACUUCAAUCUACAGUUGUCUGAGAAAGAACGCGUUGAGAAAGAAAAAGUUAUCCUCCCUUUUGAGCACCAAGAUCAUGAAAAAUCGACGGAGAUUUAUGAUGGGCGGAGAAAUCUUGCGGAUGGCAAGACUGAGGCAACACCAUUGUCUUCAGGAGAGUUACAGACUGAUGCGGUUUCAUCAGGUAAAGGUGGAGAGAUUAUAUAUUUCAGAGAUUCGGACGAUGAGCAUCCGGAUUCUGAUGAGGACCCUGAUGAUGAUUUGGACAUUUAAGUACCAACCAGAGAGUGUGUGUGCUACACUACAGUUUUGGUUUUGGUCUUGGCAAGGUGCUUUGGGUUAUAAUCGCUGGGAUCUUUAUUGUUAGAUUUAUCAAACUUUGUACACUAAGAUAGCAGAUUUGUAACACUUGGAAGGAUUUUUUUUAUUUUGUUAUUGUUGCAUUAUCAACACAGAUUUAGUUUUAGAUGCAUAUGAAUUGAAUAGAAAUCAUCUUGUACUAAUCAAAUAUAUUCAGUCGCAAUGGUAAGUGUAUAAUA
This is a messenger RNA of Eruca vesicaria subsp. sativa (arugula), 1459 nucleotides long. The record is from the annotation of a GenBank genome assembly. NCBI's taxonomy places the organism in Eukaryota, Viridiplantae, Streptophyta, Magnoliopsida, Brassicales, Brassicaceae.